Gossypium arboreum is the source of this 3374-nucleotide messenger RNA. Its product is annotated as lysine-specific demethylase JMJ18-like. Bases 236 to 3079 code for a protein of 947 amino acids. Gene Ontology annotation, cellular component: nucleus. Gene Ontology annotation, molecular function: histone H3K4me/H3K4me2/H3K4me3 demethylase activity. The record is from RefSeq and is a predicted model, not a curated record. The transcript has 12 exons. Gene Ontology annotation, biological process: chromatin remodeling. Lineage: Eukaryota; Viridiplantae; Streptophyta; Magnoliopsida; Malvales; Malvaceae.
UAAAGAAAAUAUAAUAAACAACAAGAAAUUUAGUUCGAAUGUAAAAAUAAGAAUAUUAUUAUUAUUGUUUUUACUUUAAGAUUUUAAUAAAAGCAGGGAAUACAAACUUUGCUUCCUGGAAUUGGUUUUGGAGUUGCAGUGAAAUUGUACUGAGAAUUAAGGUUCGCUUUUAGAGCAACGUUGAAUAAUAGCAACGGAUUCUCAUUCGAAAGAGGACCAUUCUUCACAACUUUCCAUGAAAAGAGAUAAUAAUAUAGAGCCUUCAGGCAGUCCUCAAAGUCGAAAGGUUUCAGCAAGAUGGGACCCAGAUGAAGCAUGCAGGCCUACCAUUGAUGAUGCUCCAGUCUUCUAUCCAACUGUUGAGGAGUUUGAAGACACACUUGCCUAUGUAGAAAAGAUUCGUGAAGAAGCUGAAUCAUUUGGCAUAUGUCGGAUUGUUCCGCCUCCUUCUUGGACUCCUCCUUGUCUUCUUAAAGAGAAAGAUAUAUGGGAACAUGCCAAAUUUUCAACACGAAUUCAGCAAGUUGACUUACUUCAAAAUAGGAAGCCAAUGAGAAAGAAAACUAGAAGCCGAAAACGUAAACGGAGGAGGCAAUCAAAAAAGGGAGCAACUAGAAGACGUGCCAAUUCUAGUGUAGAAUCUACUUCUGCGAGCAGUGAGAAUUUUGGCUUCAGUUCUGGAUCAGACUUCACACUCGAAGAAUUUCAGAGAUAUGCAAAUGAUUUCAAGGAGACAUACUUCCGGAGAGACUGUGAUGAGGAUUUAAAGCCUGGUGUGGUUGAAUACUCAAAAUGGGAACCUUCUUGGGAGGAUAUUGAAGGUGAAUACUGGAGGAUAGUUGAGCAGCCAACUGAUGAGGUUGAGGUGUAUUAUGGAGCUGACCUGGAAACAGGAACAUUUGGCAGUGGGUUUCCUAAGGCAUCAUCUAUGUUAACUGGAAAUGAUGCAGAUAAAUAUGCAAUGUCAGGUUGGAACCUAAACAAUUUCUCUCGCCUACAAGGUUCUGUGUUAUCUUUUGAAGGAUGUGAUAUAUCUGGAGUUCUAGUGCCAUGGCUCUAUGUGGGGAUGUGCUUCUCAUCAUUUUGUUGGCAUGUUGAGGAUCACCAUCUUUAUUCACUAAACUAUAUGCACUGGGGUGAUCCAAAAGUAUGGUAUGGAGUGCCUCAAAACCAUGCUUCCUCUUUGGAGGCUGCAAUGAGAAAGCAUCUGCCUGAUUUAUUUGAAGAACAGCCAGGCUUACUCCAUGACUUGGUUACUCAGCUAUCUCCAUCAAUUCUGAAAGCUGAAGGUGUACCAAUCUAUCGAGCUGUACAACACUCUGGGGAGUUUGUUCUUACCUUUCCAAGGGCAUACCACUCUGGGUUUAAUUGUGGCUUCAAUUGUGCAGAGGCAGUGAAUGUUGCCCCUGUUGAUUGGCUAGAACAUGGUCAAAAUGCAGUGGAGCUCUAUAGUGAGCAGCAUCGCAGGACAUCACUGUCCCACGACAAGCUGCUUCUAGGAUCAGCUCAGCAAGCCAUCCAAGCUCUCUGGGAGAUAUUUUUUGCUGGCAGAGAAACUCCAGGAAAUUUGAGGUGGAAACAUGUCUGUGGAAAGGAUGGAAUGCUUACGAAGGCUGUUAGGAUGAGAGUACAGAUGGAGGAGGAAAGAGUGAAUUGCCUUCCACCUCACUUACCCUCACGGAAGAUGGAGAAGGACUUUGAUUUGGAAAGUGAGAGGGAAUGCUUUUCUUGUUUCUAUGAUUUGCAUCUGUCUGCCUGCAGCUGCAACUGCUCUCCUGAGCGAUUUGCAUGUCUAAAACAUGUAAAGAAUUUCUGCUCAUGCGAAGUGGAAGACAGAUUUGUCCUCCUUCGCUACACCAUUGAUGAAUUGCAAAUGCUAGUAAAAGCCCUGGAGGGAGGAGUAGAUGCUGUUAAAGUAUGGGCAUGCAAAGAUAUUGGGCUGCUUCCUGGUAAAGAUUGUGAUGCUUACGUGCCUAAUUUGGUUCAGGAUAGUGAGGCAGUAAAAUUAGAACCUUCUGAACCAAGCGGAAGUUGGUCUUGUUCCUGGAAAAUGGAAGAAAAGGUGAAUAUUAGUUCUUCCUCAUAUGGUCCUGUUUCGGAAGUAUUGCCCCAGAGUGGGACUAAAUUAAAAGCUUCUCCUUCCACCGUAGGUUGUGAAAACAAUGUCUAUAAUAUUGGAGUUCUUAUUAUGGAAAACAGCGUGAACUUGGAGCAGGAUGCCUGCAUGAAGUUGAAUCUUGAUGUUUUAACUGAUUAUCCUGCAAGCAAGUCAGUAAAUGCUUUGGAAAGCCCUAAUAACAAGAGUGAUGUGGAGAUAUUUUUACCCUCCUUUAAUCAAGAGAAAAUUUGUGGCUUUGAUGAAGUAAGAGAACCUGUUCUAAAGAGACUCAAAAGUGAUUGUAGUUCAUCAGUUUCUCGAGAAUCUCCCAACAACUAUCAGCAUUCAACUUCAUGUGUUCAUCAGGAUUCUGAUGGCUUUGAUGGCAAGAAAUUGUUUGAUGUUGAACUUCAUCCAGGACAAUCUAAUACCUUCUGGAAGACAGCAACUGUCAAUAACUCAGAUUUAAAUGCAUCUAUUGUUGCCCGAGGUGAUCCAUUGUUGAUUUCUUCUGUAGAACCUUUAAAUUUUGGAUCUGUUAUGUUUGGAAAACUAUGGUGCAGCAAGAAAGCCAUAUUCCCAAAAGGAUUUAGAAGCCGUGUUAAGUUCUUUAGUGUGAUCAACCCAACAGAGAUUUCAAACUACAUCUCAGAAGUCUUAGAUGCUGGGCCCCUUGGCCCUCUAUUUAAGGUCACUUUAGAAGGCUGCCCCACCGUAAGCUUCUCAAAUGUGUCAGUGGAGAAAUGCUGGAAAUUGGUAGUGCAGCAACUAAAACAAGAAAUUUUAAGGAGCAACCUUGGGGAAAGAAGCGUGCUUCCCUUACAAUUACUGAAGAGAGUCAAUGGACUCGAAAUGUUUGGAUUUCUCUCACCACCCAUAAUUCAGGCUGUUGAAGCUCUCGAUCCAAAUCAUCAAUGCUUGGAGUACUGGAAUCACAAGACUAGUAGUGAUAAGAAUGAAGUUAAUAAGGAUUUAGAUUGAGUUGGCCAGCAGGAUAGGGGAAUCGAAAGCAAACAUUUUUGGUGUCGUUUCGAGAAAAUAGGAAGAGGUAGACAGGUAGUUGUGAGAAGAGUUGAACAUAAUGCGUAGUGAGGCAGAAAGUGGCAUAGAGAUGAGAUCCUUAAAAGAUGUAGAUUAGUCGAAGACGGUGGAGAUUUUACAGUUUUUAUCUUUGGUACAAAGAGGGAGUGGAUGUAGGUUAAAAGGAAGGGUUUGGUUGCUGAGUUGAUUCUUAUUGGGACUAGUUGUUUUAAUCUUCAACUUGAGUUUUGGAUUA